AUGGAGUACGGGAGUGGAGGCGGUGGUGGGUCCCCUGGGGACCACCACCACCAUCACCACCACCUUCACGACGGUUCGGAUUCGCAGAGGAACAAGAAGCGAUACCAUCGUCACACAGCUAACCAGAUUCAGAGGCUUGAAUCAAUGUUCAAGGAGUGCCCCCACCCUGAUGAAAAGCAGAGAUUACAGUUAAGCAGAGAACUAGGGCUGGCCCCUAGGCAGAUCAAGUUUUGGUUCCAGAACAGGAGGACCCAGAUGAAGGCCCAGCAUGAGAGAGCCGAUAACUGUGCUCUAAGAGCAGAGAAUGACAAGAUUCGUUGCGAGAACAUAGCUAUCAGAGAGGCCCUCAAAAAUGUCAUUUGCCCUUCUUGUGGAGGACCUCCUCUUCACGAAGAAUCUUAUUUCGACGAGCAAAAAUUGCGUCUGGAAAAUGCUCAAUUGAAAGAAGAGCUCGAUAGAGUAUCCAGCAUUGCGGCUAAAUACAUUGGAAGGCCGAUUUCUCAACUCCCUCCGGUUCAGCCGAUUCAUAUUUCUUCUUUGGACUUGUCAAUGGGAAGCUUUGGGGGUCAAACCGUGAUGGGUGGUGGUCCUUCUCUUGACCUUGAUCUUCUUCCUGGUAGUUCUUCGUCGGUUCCGAGCUUGCCGUAUCAGGCGGCUUCUUUUUCUGACAUGGACAAGUCCGUCAUGUCUGACAUUGCCGGGAAUGCCUUGGACGAGUUGCUCAGGCUUUUGCAGACGAAUGAACCCUUGUGGAUGAAGUCAAGCACCGACGGGAGAGAUGUUCUCAAUCUUGACACCUAUGGAAACAUGUUCCCCAGAUCGAAUAGUCACCUUAAGAACCCCAAUGUUCGCAUUGAAGCGUCUCGAGAUUCUGGAGUUGUCAUUAUGAAUAGCUUGGCUUUGGUCGACAUGUUUAUGGACCCCAACAAGUGGAUGGAGCUAUUUCCUACAAUAGUUUCAAUGGCAACAACGAUCAAAGUGAUAUCUUCUGGAAUGCUUGGUGGUCAUAGUGGUGCUUUGCAAUUGAUGUAUGGAGAGCUUCAUGUGCUUUCUCCACUGGUUCCGACUCGAGAGUUCUAUUUCCUGCGUUAUUGUCAGCAAAUUGAGCAAGGCUUAUGGGCGAUAGUGGAUGUGUCUUAUGAUUUUCCUCAAGAUAAUCAGUUUGCUCCUCAGUUUCGGUCUCAUAGAUUCCCUUCUGGUUGCUUGAUCCAGGAUAUGCCUAAUGGGUAUUCAAAGGUGACUUGGGUUGAGCAUGUUGAGAUUGAAGAUAAAACGCCAACUCAUCGUCUCUACAGAAAUCUUAUUUACAGUGGAUUGGCUUUUGGAGCAGAAAGAUGGCUCGCUACACUUCAAAGAAUGUGCGAAAGAUUCGCUUGUUUAAUGGUUACAGGCAAUUCAACUCGUGAUCUUGGAGGAGUGAUUCCGUCGCCGGAAGGCAAGAGGAGCAUGAUGAAACUGGCACAAAGGAUGGUAACCAAUUUCUGCACGAGCAUCAGUUCAUCGAUCGGCCAUAGAUGGACGACACUUUCUGGGUUUAACGAGGUCGGGGUCAGAGUCACCGUCCACAAGAGCUCCGAUCCCGGCCAACCAAACGGCGUCGUUCUCAGCGCAGCCACCACCAUCUGGCUCCCGAUCCCUCCCCAGACCGUCUUUAGUUUCUUCAAGGACGAACGAAAAAGACCUCAGUGGGAUGUUCUUUCGAAUGGGAAUGCAGUGCAAGAGGUUGCUCAUAUAGCCAAUGGAUCUCACCCUGGAAACUGCAUAUCUGUUCUUCGAGCCUUCAACACGAGCCAGAACAACAUGUUGAUACUGCAAGAGAGUUGCGUGGACACAUCAGGAUCCCUGGUGGUGUACUGCCCGGUGGAUCUGCCGGCGAUCAACAUCGCCAUGAGCGGUGAGGAUCCGUCGUACAUUCCUCUACUGCCGUCGGGCUUUGUGGUGUCGCCAGACGGGCAAGUGGAGCAAGGUGGAGCCGCUGGAGUGGGGGACGGAGCAUCGAGCAGCUCGAGCACACCAAGGAGGUCAGGAGGGUCACUGAUCACGGUGGCGUUUCAGAUUCUGGUGAGCAGCCUGCCAUCUGCGAAGCUGAACUUCGAGUCAGUGACGACCGUUAAUAACCUCAUCGGCACCACUGUGCAGCAAAUUAAGGCAGCCUUGAAUUGUCCUACUUCCUGAUUGAUGAUGAUCAUCACACCACGCCCAUACCCAAAAACCAAAAAAAAAAAAAAGUUUUAAAUUUUUGAUGGUGGUGUAGUGAACUGUGUGGAGUGUCCUUAAAUAUGGUGAUCAGAAAAAGCGUUCAGAGAUCAGAGACAGAUUGGUGUAUUGAAGGCAGCUUAUAGGGGUUAGUUGAGGAACAUGAAUGCAAAUGAAGAAAGAGCAGAAGAUGAAAGCCUCUCAUCAUUUACUGCUGCUGUGUUUGCUGCCAGCCAAGGAGGUUCUACCUUCAUUACAUCUCGCACCAGCUUUCUUCUUCUUUCUUGAUUUUUGGGUGAAAAUGGCUGUUUUUUUUUUUUUGGUGAUUUCAUUUCUUUUGGGAUUUGUUUGGAAGAAGACGAUGAAGAAGUAGAGGAAGAGGGAGUCAAGAACGCACCAUACUGGGCUGAUGACUGUUGUUAGGGGCUUCUUAUGUAUGGUUCGGGUAUUGACUUUCUGUUCAUAGACCUUUUGUUUUUUUUUAUUUUUUAAAUUCGUAUGUUUCAUUUUUCAUAGCCUGACUCUCAAC
Molecule: messenger RNA, 2725 nt
Organism: Prosopis cineraria
Lineage: Eukaryota; Viridiplantae; Streptophyta; Magnoliopsida; Fabales; Fabaceae
Product: homeobox-leucine zipper protein HDG11-like
Exons: 10
Coding region: 1-2175 (724 amino acids)
Biological process (GO): regulation of DNA-templated transcription
Molecular function (GO): lipid binding; DNA-binding transcription factor activity, RNA polymerase II-specific; DNA binding
Source: RefSeq, a predicted model, not a curated record